This is a messenger RNA of Capsella rubella, 3036 nucleotides long. Its product is annotated as probable leucine-rich repeat receptor-like serine/threonine-protein kinase At3g14840. The transcript is spliced from 24 exons. The record is from RefSeq and is a predicted model, not a curated record. Gene Ontology annotation, molecular function: protein kinase activity; protein binding; ATP binding. NCBI's taxonomy places the organism in Eukaryota, Viridiplantae, Streptophyta, Magnoliopsida, Brassicales, Brassicaceae. Bases 1 to 3036 code for a protein of 1011 amino acids. Gene Ontology annotation, biological process: protein phosphorylation.
AUGUCGUGCAAUACAAUAGUUAUCUUCCCUUACUUCGUCGUCUCUCUUAUCCUCUACGGCUUCGCAUCAUGUGCAACAUUACCCAAAGAAGAAGUGGACGCUUUAAGAGGAGUAGCCAAGGCGUUGAAGAAGGAGAAUUGGAAAUUUAAUGUUGAUCCAUGCGACGUCGUUGCUUCAUCUGAAGGUGGAUGGAGAAAUCCUAAUCCCUCCGAAGGAUUCGAAGACGCGGUUACUUGUAACUGCUCUUCUUCUAUUUGUCAUGUCACGAGCAUAGUUCUUCAGGGACAGAACCUUCAAGGUUCACUACCAACAGAGUUUUCAGGACUUCCUUUCCUGCAAGAGAUUGAUUUGUCUAGAAACUAUCUCAACGGUUCCAUUCCUCCAGAAUGGGGAGCUUUGCCACUUGUCAACAUCUCGCUACUUGGAAACCGGAUUAGUGGUCCUAUCCCGAAAGAAUUUGGAAACUUUACAAACCUUAGUAGUCUUGUCUUGGAAUACAAUCAACUCUCAGGAACAUUACCUCCAGAGCUCGGGAAUCUAAGGAACCUUCAAAAACUCCUUCUUAGCUCUAACUACUUGAGUGGAGAAAUCCCAAGUACAUUCGCCAAACUUACUUCAUUGACUGAUUUCCGUAUAAGUGACAACCAGUUCACUGGUACUAUACCAGAUUUCAUCCAGCACUGGACAAAACUUGGGAAACUGGUUAUACAAGCAAGUGGUUUAGUUGGACCUAUUCCUAAUGCCAUUGGUCCUCUGAGAAAGUUAUCAAACUUGAAAAUAAGUGACUUGCCCGGACCUGAAUCUCCUUUUCCCCUGCUACAAAACAUGACAUCGAUGAAGACAUUGGUUCUUAGGAACUGCAACCUUACAGGAGACUUACCUGCCUAUUUUGGAACGUUUACAUCCUUUAAGAAUUUAGAUCUUAGCUUUAACAAGCUGAGUGGACCAAUCCCUGAUGGAUAUGCCACUCUUUCAAAUGUAGACAACAUAUAUCUUACAAGUAACAUGUUAAACGGGGAAGUUCCAAGUUGGAUGGUAGAGAAAGGAGACACUAUUGAUCUUUCUUACAAUAACUUCUCCAAAGAUGUCACAACCCGAGAAUGCCAACGAAAAUCCGUGAAUAUGUUUUCAAGUACAAGCCCUUUAGUAGCAAAUAACACCUCAACUGUUACAUGUCUGAGUAACUAUAGAUGUCCUAAAACUUUCUAUGGCCUCCAUAUAAAUUGUGGUGGUAAUGAUAUAGCAAUCAAUGCGACUAAGUAUGACGCUGACACAUGGGAUACACCGGGGUUUUAUGAUAGUAGAAACGGCUGGGUUGCUAGCAAUACAGGACACUUCUUGGGUGAUGAUGGGUCUAACGAUGGAAAAACCUUUCGGGCGAUGAAUACAUCAGUGCUUGAGUUACCUGAUUCUAUGCUUUAUACACAAGCCCGCCUCUCAGCCAUUUCCCUCACUUACUACGCGUUGUGUCUUGGAAAUGGAAACUAUACAAUUAAUCUUCAUUUCGCUGAAAUUAUGUUUAAUGACAAUAAUAUGGGACGACGAUUUUUUGACAUAUACAUUCAGGGUAAACUUGAGAUUAAAGAUUUUAAUAUUGUAGAUGAGGCCAAAGGUGUUGGAAAGGCUGUGAUUAAGAAUUUUUUUAUUAUGAUUACAAAUGGGAAAUUGGAGAUUAGAUUACAAUGGGCUGGAAAAGGAGCUCAGCCUAUAAAAGGUGUCUAUGGUUCUCUUAUAUCGGCUGUGUCUGUAGAUCCAAAUUUCAUUCCACCAAAGGAACCUAGCACCGAAACGGGUGGUGGGAGAUCUGUUGGUAUAGUGGUUAUUGGUGUAAUUACUUCGACGGUGUUUCUUGUGCUUUUAAUAGGCAGUGUUUUAUGGUGGAGAGGUUGCUUAAGACCCAAGAGUCAGAUGGAAAAAGAUUUCAAGAAAUUAGACUUCCAGGUCAGUUCGUUCUCACUGAAGCAAAUCAAAGUUGCCACGGAUAACUUUGAUCCUACAAACAAGAUAGGAGAAGGUGGUUUUGGUCCCGUACACAAGGGAACGUUGACUGAUGGAACCGUGAUUGCGGUGAAGCAGCUAUCGUCAAAAUCAAAACAGGGGAAUCGAGAGUUUUUGAACGAGAUUGGUAUGAUUUCGGCUCUGCAGCAUCCGCAUUUGGUUAAAUUAUAUGGAUGUUGCGUUGAGGGUGAUCAACUCUUGCUAGUUUACGAGUACUUGGAAAACAACAGUCUCGCGCAAGCCCUUUUUGGUCCUCAAGAGACUCAGAUACGACUAAACUGGCCAACGAGGCAGAUGAUUUGCAUGGGGAUAGCAAGAGGACUAGCUUAUCUCCACGAUGAAUCAAGACUCAAGAUAGUACAUAGAGAUAUCAAAGCCACUAAUGUCUUGCUGGACAAGGAACUAAACCCAAAGAUUUCAGAUUUCGGACUUGCUAAACUCGACGAAGAAGAAAACACACACAUGAGCACAAGAAUCGCCGGAACAUAUGGAUACAUGGCUCCAGAAUACGCAAUGAGAGGCCAUUUGACAGAUAAAGCUGACGUCUACAGUUUUGGUGUUGUGGCUCUUGAAAUCGUUCAUGGAAAGAGCAACACAAGCUCAAGAUCCAAAACCGAUAUAUUCUACCUUCUUGACUGGGUACACAUCCUAAGAGAGCAAAACAAACUGCUGGAAGUAGUGGAUCUGAGGCUAGGAACAGAAUACAACAGACAAGAAGCAAUGAAGAUGAUUCAGAUAGGAAUCCUCUGCACCAGUCCAGCUCCUGCGGAGAGACCAUCGAUGUCGACGGUGGUGAGUAUGCUCGAAGGACAUUCGACAGUGGAUGUUGAGAAGCUCCUAGAAGCUUCGUUUAGCAAAGGAAGCAAAAUAGACGAAGAGAGAGUGAGAGCAAUGAAAACUCAUUACGGUAUGAUAAGUGAAGAGGAGGAGAUUACUAGUAUGACGGAUUGGACUACAUCAAACACCAAUACCAACACGACCACCGGUGAUCUUUACCCCGUUCAGCUUGAUUCAUCGUAUUGGAACACCAGAUCUUAA